GAAAGCGUUGUUUCGGCCUCCACUCCCACAUUUCUGCCAGGAGUCUUUAGUCGUAAUUCGGACUCGGAUCUCUACUCACUCUCCCUAUUCGAAGAUCUAAAUCCUCUCUCCCGUCUCUCAUGGCUCCCGCCGCUCCCAAGUCCGGUGAUGCGAUUUUCGCCAGUGUUGAUCGCGUGAAUGCGGAGCUGUUUACUCUGACGUACGGCGCUAUCGUGCGCCAAUUGCUCACCGAUCUGGAGGAGGUGGAUGAGGUCAACAAGCAGCUCGAUCAAAUGGGAUAUAAUAUUGGGGUCCGGCUAGUAGAUGAAUUUCUCGCGAAAUCUAAUGUAUCGAGAUGUGUUGAUUUUAGGGAAACAGCUGAAGUCAUCGCCAAGGUUGGAUUCAAAAUGUUCUUGGGGGUCACUGCAUCUGUCACGAACUGGGAUACGGAAGGGACAACCUGCAGUUUAAUUUUGGAGGAUAAUCCUUUGGUAGACUUUGUUGAGCUUCCGGAUACCUGUCAAGGUCUUCAUUAUUGCAACAUUUUAAGUGGAGUUGUCAGAGGAGCUCUAGAGAUGGUGUCUAUGAAAACUGAGGUCACAUGGCUGCGUGACAUGCUCAAAGGAGACGACGUAUUCGAGUUGCAGGUGAAGCUUCUGAAGCAAAUCCCUGAGGAGUACCCCUAUAAAGAUGACGAGUAAAAUGCUUCCUUUGACCUAAGUACCGAAAAAUCUAGUAUCCUUGUAAGUUGACUUCUUCAUUUGGAAAUUUUAUACCUCCUCUAGUUUAGAUACCUCUAGCCAGUAAAUUUGAUCGUGUGGGCAUUUU
This is a messenger RNA of Sesamum indicum (sesame), 807 nucleotides long. RefSeq lists its product as uncharacterized. NCBI's taxonomy places the organism in Eukaryota, Viridiplantae, Streptophyta, Magnoliopsida, Lamiales, Pedaliaceae. The record is from RefSeq and is a predicted model, not a curated record. Gene Ontology annotation, biological process: Golgi vesicle transport. Gene Ontology annotation, cellular component: TRAPP complex.